This is a messenger RNA of Biomphalaria glabrata, 4191 nucleotides long. RefSeq names its product probable methyltransferase-like protein 24. NCBI's taxonomy places the organism in Eukaryota, Metazoa, Mollusca, Gastropoda, Planorbidae. The transcript is spliced from 6 exons. Bases 45 to 989 code for a protein of 314 amino acids. The record is from RefSeq and is a predicted model, not a curated record.
UUGUCGAUGAGUUUGUGUGGCAGACCCGAACGCCUUCUCUGGGGAUGAGGAUACCCAGAUGUGGACCCAUCUCUCCCAAAAAUGUAGUCAGACUCGCCAUCUUUCUGCUCUUGCAACUUCUGCUGCUGGCCGUGGUCCUGCAGUUGAACCAGCAGGUGGUCCAGAACAUCGUACAGUGUGACCACCAUGACAAUGACUUACAUACAAAGGACGUACCCUGCCAACAAUUGAUAGCUGAAGAUACAGGUACAGGUCCACUCGGAUACUUAAGGGUCAACAGUCAUGUGACCGAUCUGUCCAGUCUAGAAAUCAGUAACAUGAGUACUACGCAACUACUGUUGACUGUCCACAGUUAUCUGGACAAUGCUGAUGUCAUCUGCCAGAGGAAAAUUCGGAUGGGCCGCAUCGACGACGGCGGCUGGGAGGUGUGCGACGACCCUGACGUCAGGCCCCGGGAGCCCUGCAUCAUCUACUCCUUUGGCAUCAACGACGACUUCUCCUUUGACGACGACUCUGCCAGGCUGUACGGGUGCCACAUAUACUCGUUUGACCCCAGCAUGGUCCAAUCAGCCAUUGAGUAUAACAGGUCAUCCAAAGUUCACUUUUACCGAAUCGGUCUAGGGGGCACAACUCUCAUCAACAACAAGCAGUGGCCGCUGUUCACGCUGACCGACAUCCGGCGGAAGCUCGGGCACCAGAACGCCACGAUUGACAUCAUCAAGAUGGACAUUGAAGGCUCGGAGUGGGGCGCUCUCCCGCAGAUGCUCCGCCACGGGGAGUUGGAGGGAGUCAGGCAGUUCUACAUAGAGUACCACCUGACGAGGGAUGACCGGCGCUACAUUCUGCCCAGAUUAAAGGCAAUACAGGGUCUUGCCAGGGCCGGUUUUAAGAAGUUCUACGUCCACAAGAACAAGAUUACAAAAACAAGCAUUAAAGGAUUCCCAGUGUCUCGUACGCGUUGCUACGAGGUUCAUUACUUGCGCAGAUAGCUAAGAAGUAUAUAGUGAAAUGUUAAGAAACUUUGUCAUCGAGUUGGAAGAUGAAAGAUAAGUACAGUAUUUUACGUACCUAUGCGGACCCAGCUCUGACCUACAUAUUUUGCCACAUGUAAUACAGGCAAAAUCAUAGUCUGCCAGUAGAUUGAUUUUAUUCUAUUUUCACUGUCUUUGGCAAGAGUUAAUACAGACAAAGCCAUAGUCUGCCAGUAGAUUGAUUUUAUUCUAUUUUCACUGUCCUUGGCAAGUGUUAAUACAGACAAAGCCAUAGUCUGCCAGUGGAUUGAUUUUAUUCUAUUUUCACUGUCUAUGGCAAGUGGUAAUACAGACAAAGCCAUAGUCUGCCAGUGGAUUGAUUUAAUUCUAUUAUCACUGUCUUUGGCAAGUUUUAAUAUAGACAAAGCCAUAGUCUGCCAGUGGAUUGAUUUUAUUCUAUUUUCACUGUCCUUGGCAAGUGGUAAUACAGACAAAGCCAUAGUCUGCCAGUGGAUUGAUUUUAUUCUAUUUUCACUGUCCUUGGCAAGUGUAAAUACAGACAAAGCCAUAGUCUGCCAGUGGAUUGAUUUUAUUCUAUUUUCACUGUCCUUGGCAGUAGCAUUUCUUUUUUUUUCUAAAUGGAAGUAAAAUACCAUCAGUUGAAGCAGAGUGGCAGCGUAUCUUCAACAAAAUAUUAUAAUGAAAUAAGAAAAUGUCAAAUGAUAUACUAGAACUUUAUGACAUGAUACUCUCCCUUUACAGUAAUGUGCGCUGUGUUAUUUUUAUCAUGUUAGACAAUUGCAUUUGAGGCACUGGAUAGAUCCACAUGGAGAGCAAACAUAAAGUUAGGGUCCUGGAGUGCAGAUGACUUGGACACCAGAAGAAGGUGAAAGUUCCACAGUUACUGGUGAUUACAGAUGCUCAACCUGUGAAUGCAGUUGUGUAUCAACGGUUGGCCUCUUUGGUCACAUGAGGUUGAAAAUGGAAAAGCUGGUAUUGCAUUUUAUAUUUGAAGAUGAAUGAAGAGUCAAAAGUUUGUCUUGAUAGGACAAUUACUUUUGAGUCAAAGACAAAGUUUGACCAAAUAUUACCCUGAGCUCUCUUUUCCUGAACUCUAAUAUCUCUUUGUGCCUCCUUGAUGUCUAUCUCUUUGCUUCCCAACCAAAGUUUCCAACAAUUUUUGCUUUAAAUGGCUGCGUGGUCAUGUGGAAUUCAUUUCGCACUACCGUCAAGAUGUACCUGGGUUCAAACCCUGCCAGCUACUCCCGUAGCCGUCUUGGAGGAGAUUUUGUCUAGAACCUAAGAACUUUCACACUGAAGGAAUGGCUGAAACGUACUAGUCAGUUAUAGCACCGGUACAUUUAUAAAUAGAAAACAAGAGGCAAAAAGUACGCUUGAACUUGCCUUGGCUACCUAUGUAAAGGACUCGAGGUUCGACACCCGACUCGAGCAGAGUUGUGUUUACUGAGCGCCUAAAGGCAACACGGAAAAACCUUCUCCCAGAUACCCCCUUUUUUCGAUGACCCCAGUGUGGCCUUAUUCGCAUACUCUAACAAUAAUAGAAAGUCUUGUCUUCUAGUCCAAAGAUAUAGGUGGAGUGCUUUAUAUCACGUGGCUACGGAGUCCUAGCUGUGAUCUACAUAUUUUGCCAUACCCAACGCAGACAUAACCCAUGUCAGCCGAUGGUCUAAGUUCUCUUUGCUUCGCCUACUCCUGCCAUUGGCAGUGGAUUUCAUUUUGGUCUCUACGUGUAAACCUUGACCUUUGUUAGAAAUCUCCAGCUAUCUCGCUCUGAUGCCGCCUGCAAUCGUUGUUCUCUUAUUUAUCAGUUAAAGCAAGCUGGCGCCUAAGCUGGGUUCUAAAGCGUUUUCGGAGGGCACCGAUCAAAAAGAACUGCCUUUGGCAUACUGUCCACCCACUUAAGGUUACGCUGGGCGGAAGUGUGGCAGGUCAUGCUGCAGGAGUUCUGAAUUGUCAUUAUGGCCCUGGGUUUGAACCCUACCCGCUGCCUUCCCCUGGCGUACUGAGGGUGGUUUGGGCUAUUAAUCUACCACUCUGAAGGAACAUCCAAAACAUGUGAACCAAAUAAAUUAGGGCGCUGAUAGCCCCCUUGGCGUCGUGGUCACUACUCUAACUAGUUUUUAUAAAUCUUUUUUCAACUCAUUCUGUCUUUCCGUCUGUCUGUCUGUCUGUCACAAAUUCCCUUCUAUUUCUCCCUCUUUCUAUUCUCGGAUCAAGUUCAAACUUUGCACAAUUUUCUUAUUGUCGUUGACAGCACGUGAAUCAAUAACAAAACGUUAUUAAACUUAUUAAGCUAUUAAUUAAUUUUUGUAUUAUGAAUAAAAAAGAAUAUAAAUCUUGCAGUAUUAUGUGGAAGUAAAUGUGCAGCUUUUUGUAGGAAUUUUAUAAAAAAAAAGUAUGUUUGUUUAUUGUGAAUACGGUGAUCACAGUUAUGAUAAGCUAUUACAAUCAAAAUCACUCAAAUCUGGUGAAUUAACUAAUAAGAUAAUUGCACAGACAAGUUUCUGUUUACAUAUAAGUGACAAACACUUAAUAUUUUGGUGGGAAGCGUGGUCAUGAGGCUAAGUGCGCUUGAACUUGGCUUGUCUUGGCUACCUAGAAGGGGGCUCGAGGUUCGACACCCGACUCGGGCAGAGUUGUGUUUACUGAGCGCCUAAAGGCAGCACGGAAAACCAACUCCUAGAUACCCCAUCCCCCCUACAAAUGAGAUUGGACCAAAGCGCUCUGAGCAUGCUAUAAGAAUGAAAGUAGCGCUAUAUAAAAGCUAUAAUAAUAAUAUUGUAAGAAGAAACACAUUUUUUAUUUCCUUGCCCGAAGAGGUAUUGGAAUUGCAUCCAUUCAGAGGAAGUAUUUUAUACAAUAGCUUUUUCUCCGCAAUCAGUAAAAUUGUGACCUUAUUUUUGUUUUGUCACUAAUUGUUAUUGUUACAAUAUUGUGAUAAUUGUUGAUCUGCUUUAAGUAUGUAAUUUAGGAUGAUGUUGCAAUCAAUGUAAUAUUAAUUUAGCAUAUUUUACAUUUCAACUUGUACCAUAAGUGCACAGUAGUGUUUACAUUUUUCGUAUAUAUGAUGUAAACAAAAGAUUAUGAAUACCUAUAUUAUAUAGAUGUCUUCAAUGUUUGAUAUAUGGUUUGUAAUGCUUGAAUAUUUAUCUAAAUUUUGUUGUAUUUUAUAUUGCAAUAAAUAAUGUGAGAUAUUUGA